AUGACUGAGCCUAGCACUCAGGUUCAAACACUGCCUCGGCCUCCAGCAUCUCGCGAUGGUUCCAUUAGUUCCUCCAACUCAGGAGGAGCAGCGGCAGGUGGUGGAGGAGCCACAGGCUUUCUCUCCAAGAUUGCCAGAUCGCCCUCACGCAGACACAAACCUCUGGGAUCCAACGGCUCCCUCGACGGUGCCAGUUCAACACCCCCUCGCCCUCGGCCUCGACCCGCCUACACACGAACCGCCACUGCUCCGCCAGCCCCAAUCUCCUUGAACGCCAUCAAAUCCGAUCUCGUCACGCGGACCACCAGUGAUGUGAGCAGCUCCGCUACCGGCAACAACAAGAUGCUGCCUCUCCCGGCUGGAAACCUUGUUCCGGUCUACAACACCUCGGGCACCCAUCGCGCACCCCUCCACAAGAUCAACAGCAAUGUCAGCACUGGCGAUGACGGCUCAGGCGCUCACACGACGCAGAAAAAGGAGAAGGAGACACGAGAGCCGGAUGUCGCGUCGGCGUUGGCCCUCAAUGGGAUGCUCCCAACCAGCCAGGCUUCCCUCGCGGCCGCCUCGAGCCAGCCGAGCACUUCCGCACUCUACGUGCACAUACAAGAGAUGGCGCAUAAAAGGGUCGCGACGCUGGACUAUCUACGCCGAGCGCAUGAAGGCCGGUCGUUCUGGUUCAACACGGUCCAAUUCACUGAGGCGGAUAUCGCCAAACUACCAUCAUACACGCCCAACCGCUUGUCACGACGGGCCGUCAACUAUAUGUUAUUGGGAAUGUCUCUGCCGAUGAUUUUGGAUUUCCAUCCGCCUCAGUCCCAAAGUCAGACCAGCGCCGCAAGCAGCGCGGCAGUUGCGCAAGACUAUUUGAAGAAUCUGAAUACCUUGUUGGCCGAGUUUGAAUCUUUCCAACAACUCCAUCCGCCUGAUGGUAGCUCGGCCAGUUCAUUAAGUCGAGCACGAAUACCUCAGAUGUUUAAAAGAGCAGCCACAACUUCCCGGCCGCGGAAAUCGAGUGGCCCGGUCACAGACAUCGGCCUUCCUAUGCUCCCGGCCAUGUCCCCACCGUCAACGCUGCCCGAGGCCGGUCACCAUGCUUCACAGCCAUCGAUAGACACGACAGCCAGCAUGGCUACCUUUGCGUCGUCGGCCACUACGCUGGUGAACCCUUCGCCUCUGACUCCCAUGUCGGCGAUCAAUUUCCCCAGCGCAACAUCAUUUCCUCCUCCGGCGCCAUUCGACGCCCCGAACUCGACGCUGUUGCCGAACGAGGGACCAUAUACUCACCUGCAAACUCCGCCUCUUCCAUUCACACCCGACUUCUUCACCGUCUUUGCUACGUUAUGUGACGUCCUCAUCGACACCUAUCAGCGGCUCCUGCACAUCUUGACGGGACCGCCCGCGUGCACGCCGGCCAUCAGCGACCUGUUCUCCAAAGUUGACGGGCGGAUUCGCAAAGUCAUGGUCUCGGCGGUUAUACGUGAGUUCGAGCAGACGUCCCGGGAAACGGCCAAGAGGGAGAUGAUGGGCGUGCAGAAGGUCGUUCUGGGUGGACUGAUUGCAUGA
Cladophialophora carrionii CBS 160.54 is the source of this 1563-nucleotide messenger RNA. RefSeq lists its product as uncharacterized. Bases 1 to 1563 code for a protein of 520 amino acids. Lineage: Eukaryota; Fungi; Ascomycota; Eurotiomycetes; Chaetothyriales; Herpotrichiellaceae. The transcript has a single exon. The record is from RefSeq and is a predicted model, not a curated record.